Molecule: messenger RNA, 3644 nt
Organism: Camelina sativa (false flax)
Lineage: Eukaryota; Viridiplantae; Streptophyta; Magnoliopsida; Brassicales; Brassicaceae
Product: disease resistance protein RML1A-like
Biological process (GO): signal transduction; defense response
Molecular function (GO): ADP binding; ATP hydrolysis activity
Source: RefSeq, a predicted model, not a curated record
AAGACUUGCAAAGAGCGGCGUCUAAGAAAUACACAGAAAAUAUUCUCUCCAUUGUAGUAGCUUCUCAUUGCAUAUCAUGGCUUCUUCUUCUUUGUUCACAACUCGCAUCAGGAGAUACCAAGUCUUUCCGAGUUUCCACGGUCCAGAUGUCCGCAAAGGAUUUCUCAGUCAUUUACAAAAUCACUUUGCAAGCAAAGGUAUCACGACGUUCAAGGACCAGGAGAUCGAGAGAGGUCAGACGAUUAGACCUGAGCUCGUACUAGCGAUUAGACAAUCACGAGUCUCGAUUGUGUUGCUCUCAAAGAAGUAUGCUUCUUCCAGCUGGUGUUUAGAUGAACUCGUUGAAAUCUUCAAGUGUAAAGAAGCUUUUGGGCAGAUUGUGAUGACUAUUUUUUACGAGGUUGAUCCGUCAGAUGUACGGAAACAGAGGGGAGACUUCGGGAGCGCUUUCGAAAAGACUUGUCAAGGGAAAACUGAAGAGGUAAAGCAGAGUUGGAGCAAAGCUUUGACCGAUGUCGCAAACAUAGAAGGGGAGCACUCUCUUAAUUGGGCUAAUGAAGCAGCGAUGAUCCGAAAGAUUGCUGCAGAUGUUUCAAACAACCUGAAUAUCACACCGUCCAGGGAUUUUGACGGGAAGGUGGGACUUGGAGCUCACUUGACAAAACUGAACUCUUUGUUAUGGCCUGGCUGUUAUGAUCCGAAGCCGAAGAAGAUUAUUGGAAUUUGGGGUCCUGCAGGAAUUGGUAAGACAACCAUUGCUAGAGCUUUAUUUAACCAACUCUCUGGUGGUUUUCAACUUAAAUGUUUUAUGGGGAACCUCAAGGGAAGUCUUAAGAGCAUAGUGGGUGUCGAUAGCCAUGAAUCCAAGAGGUCUCUGCAACAGCUACUUCUGUCUAAGAUUUUGAACCAAGUGGAUAUAAAGACAGAUCAUUUAGGUGCAAUAAGAGAUCGGCUGAAAGAUCAAAGAGUGCUCAUCAUUCUUGACGAUGUAGAUGAUCUAGAGCAAUUAGAGGUUUUGGCUUACAACUCUUCUUGGUUUGGUUCUGGAAGUCGGGUCAUCGUUACCACUGAAGAUAAGAAGAUUCUCAAGGCUCACGGAAUUCAAGAUAUCUACCAUGUGGAUUAUCCAUCCGUGAAAGAAGCUUUUGAGAUCUUAUGUCUCUCUGCUUUCAAACAAACUUGUAUACCAAGAGGUUUUGAAGAGCUUGUAUAUAAAGUAGCAAAUCUUUGCGACUACCUUCCAUUAGGCCUUUGUGUCGUGGGUUCAUCUUUGCGUGGGGAGAGCAAGCACGAGUGGGAACUUCAAUUAUCUAGGAUCGAAACUAGCCUUCAUGGAAAAAUUGAGGACGUAUUAAAAGUGGGCUAUAACAGAUUGUCGAAGAAAGAUCAAUCUCUAUUCCUGCACAUUGCAUGCUUCUUCAACAAUGAAGUCGUAAAUUAUGUGAUGUCUAUGCUUUCUGACUGUAACUUGGAUGUUGGAAAUGGCUUGAAGACCCUAGCCGAUAAAUCUCUCGUGCAUAUAUCUACUAAUGGACGGAUAGUGAUGCACCACCAUCUACUACAACAAUUGGGUAGACAGAUAGUUCUUGAACAGUUUGACGAAGCCGGGAAACGUCAAUUUUUAAUCGAGGCCGAAGAGAUUCACGAUGUAUUGACAACCGAAACGGGUACUGGAUCUGUCAUAGGUAUAUCAUAUGAUACAUCCAAUAUCGGAGAGGUUUCUGUGAGUAAAGGGGCUUUUGAAGGAAUGCGUAAUCUCCGUUUCCUAAGAAUCUAUAGGAGUUUGUUUGGUGGCAAAGGUACUUUGCAAAUACCACAAGAUAUGGAGUAUUUACCUCGUCUUAGGUUACUACAUUGGGAUCAUUACCCGAGAAAAAAUCUUCCUCCAAGAUUUCAGCCGGAACGUCUCGUCGAACUUCAUAUGGAACACAGUUACUUUGAGAAGCUGUGGGGAGGAAUCCAGCGCCUCCCUAAUCUGAAGAGCAUAAAUCUGAGCUAUUCCCGUAGAUUGAAAGAAAUCCCAAAUCUGUCAAAUGCUACUAAUCUCGAGACGUUGAAACUUACGAAGUGCGCCAGUUUGGUGGAGCUUCCCUCCUCUAUUUCGAGUCUACACAAACUGAGUAAGUUGAAUAUGAGGGGCUGCUCCAAGCUACGUGUUAUUCCCACCAAGAUCAACCUAGCGUCUCUUGAGAAAGUUGACAUGAGUUAUUGCUCGAAAUUGAGUAGAUUUCCAGAUAUCUCCAGUAACAUCAAGACUCUCCGUGUCGGAAAAACAAAGAUAAAAGAUGUCCCUCCAUCCGUUGCUGGAUGUUGGUCUCGUCUUGAGUGCCUUAAGAUUGGCAGCAGCAGCCUCAAGACAUUAACACAUGCCCCGCUAAGUAUAACUUCGCUAGAUCUUAGUAACAGCGAUAUAAAGAUGAUUCCAGAUUGCGUCAUAAACCUCCCGCAUCUAAUAGAUCUUAUCGUUGUAAACUGCCAAAAGCUCGUGACAAUUCAAGCUCUUCCUCCCUCGCUCGAAACCUUAAAUGCAAACGACUGUGUAUCACUCAAGAGAGUAUGGUUCUCUUUCCAUAACCCAUUCAUGGUACUCACAUUCUACAACUGCUUGAAACUGGAUGAAGAAUCAAGAAGAGUAAUCAUGCAACAAUCAGUUUACGAGUAUAUAUGCUUACCAGGUACAGAAAUACCAGCAGAGUUCAGUCACAAAGCUGCAGGGAGGUCCAUAACAGUCCCAGUCGCUCCGGGUACUUUCUCUGCUUCCUCAAGAUUAAAGGCUUGCUUUCGACUUUUGCCAGUGGGCCACCGGUAUCACAGUAUAAGUUGUACUCGAAUGAGCAAAAGAGGUGUUGCAAUUAAAAUCUGUGACUUGGCAUGGUCUUCAGCUUGCCCUCCUCGGUCGGAACAUCUGUUUAUAUUCCAUGGUAAAUUGUAUCAUGGGCAACGAAACAGAUGGCCUGAAGUGGACGUCACUAUAAGUGAGAUUCUUUUUAAGUUCAACUGUUCCUUCGAUGGCAAUAUUAUUGAGUGUGGUGUACAGAGCAUGACGGAGGAAGCUGAGGAUAGUAGCAGCAGCGAAGCAGAGAACUUUGAAACUGAGAGUAGCAGAAGCGAAUCGGACUUUGAAACUGAGAGUAGCAGCAGCGAAGUGGACUACUGCGAAACUGAAGGCAACAACCACCACACAUAUGGAGAUGAAGACUAUGAAGCUGAAGGUUCAAAGUUAUCUGUUAUGCUCAAAUUUAGCAUAGAGCUAUUAAGAGAUCAGGAUCUAAUCCAAAAGGAUUUUAGACUCAAACAAUAGAUUUAUUAAUUAUGGUAAACAGGAAGAUUGUAAUGAAAUUGCAAAGUGAAAACAGAAAAUAAAAGAGUUCAGGGAAUUUUCUCAAGAAAUUAGUAUUGUAAUGAACAAUACUGAUUUCAUUAGAUAAACGUAUCCCAAUCUUGUCAUUACACUAGGUUCUGACUUUUGCGUGAUUGAAUCCCUUCCAAAAUUGUUAGAUAACAUCGUUUGGUUUAAAAGAGGGAAAAAAAUAAAAAGCCUUGUCAUUGUUGCUUCGUCGCUUUGGGGUCAAUCUUAAGAGAUGUGGAGUGGACGACGCUCUAUGGCUUUGUAGUUUUCCCAGUUAUUGACCAAGUGAACUCAA